CUCUGCAGUAUGCAUGUUCGCCAGGGAAUCCGCGAAGUUCUCACGUCCCAGCAGUGUACUUCACCGGCGAGAGACCAUCUACUCAAGAGUCGAGGAUAAUAAACUUGGAUGUGGCAGGCGGACCGGAGGCGGAAAGCCCGGAGUGACCGGAGGAAUAUAGGAUUAAUACAGGAAUACAGGCUGCCGCUCUCCUCUGAACCUGGACAAUCAUGCAUGUGCUCUUCUGGGGCUUGGGGUUCCUACUUUUCCCUGAUUUCUUGAAUGUAGUUGCCUCUACGGGGAAAUUGCUUUUGAAUUCAAACACAGCAAAAGAGAAGAUUGGCGCUUAUGAGAUUGUAACACCGGUGCGAGUGAAUGAAGCCGGUGACAAGUUUCCCACAAGUGUGCACUUCAGGAGGAAAAGGCGAAGUUUGGACGAAAGCACCGGCAACACCACGGAUCAGUGGGCCUCGUCAAAUAUCCAUUACAGGAUAUCUGCUUUCGGACAGCAUUAUCACCUCAACCUCACGCAGGAUUCGGGAUUUAUCGCACCUCUCUACACUGUGUCAGUAUUUGGAGGGCCCCGAGGAGAUAACAUAACGGAUUUUGCAGCAGAUGGGGAGGUGGAGGAAGAGGAGGACACGGAGUUAAGGCACUGCUUCUAUAAAGGACUUGUAAAUGCAGAAGCAGAACACGCCGCAGUCAUCAGUUUGUGCUCCGGACUGCUUGGCACUUUCAGGUCUCCAGAAGGAGAGUACUUUGUGGAGCCCCUACACAACUAUCAAGGAGAACAUUAUGAAGAGGAACACACAAAACCUCAUAUUGUAUACAGGAAGAGCGCACCCAAGGAACCACCAUCUGGGGAGAACACAGCUUGUGACACUUCAGGUCACAAACACAGACACAAGAGACACAAUCUGAAGAGAGGGCCAGUGGUCGGGGUUACCAAUGUGUCCAAUGCAGCCCCGGUGGUCAGCGGAGGCAUGUUCAAUGACGUGGAGUCACUAAGCGCCGGCGUGGCCAGCGGUGCUUUGCUCGGAUCGGCGAGCGGCAACUCCAGCGCCAGACCAUCAAAUGAUAGCAGCGGUGACUCAGGACCUCACAAGAGAACAAAGCGCUUCCUCUCCUACCCACGCUUUGUUGAAGUCAUGCUGGUGGCCGACAGCAAAAUGGUGGAGCAUCAUGGCAGCAACCUACAACACUACAUUCUCACAUUAAUGUCCAUAGUAUCUUCCAUCUACAAGGACCCCAGCAUUGGCAACCUCAUUAACAUUGUGAUUGUAAAGUUAGUCAUAAUAAACAACGAGCCGGAAGGCCCAGUCAUUUCAUUUAAUGCACAGACUACUUUAAAGAACUUCUGCAUUUGGCAGCAGAGCCAGAACCUCCUGGAUGAUAACCAUCAUUCCCAUCAUGACACUGCCAUCCUAAUAACCAGGCAGGACAUCUGCAGAGCAAGAGACAAGUGUGACACGUUAGGAUUGGCAGAGUUGGGGACGGUGUGUGAUCCAUACAGGAGUUGCAGCAUCAGUGAGGACAAUGGACUCAGCACCGCAUUCACCAUCGCCCAUGAACUUGGCCAUGUGUUCAACAUGCCUCAUGAUGACAGUAACAAGUGUAAGGAGGAUGGAGUUAAGAUUCAGCAACAUGUGAUGGCGCCCACACUUAACUACAACACAAACCCUUGGAUGUGGUCAAAGUGUAGCAAGAAGUACAUCACAGAGUUCCUUGACACAGGAUAUGGUGAGUGCUUGCUGGACGAGCCCGCUUCUAGACCGUACAGUCUGUCGCAGCAGCUGCCUGGACGGGUAUACAAUGUCAAUAAACAGUGUGAAUUGAUAUUUGGGCAGGGGACGCAGGUGUGCCCAUAUAUGACCCAGUGUAGGAGGCUGUGGUGCACCAGUCCAGAGGGGGCCCAGCGGGGCUGCAGGACCCAGCACAUGCCGUGGGCAGACGGCACUGAAUGCUCUCCUGGGAAGCACUGCAAACAUGGCCUGUGUAUAGCAAAAGAGCAUGACGCUGCACCUGUAGAGGGGGCGUGGGGAGUUUGGAGCCCUUUCGGUACCUGUUCUCGGACGUGCGGAGGUGGCAUCAAGAUUGCUGCGCGCGAAUGCAACCGACCCGUGCCCAGGAAUGGAGGACUGUAUUGUGUGGGUCGCCGAAUGAAGUUUCGUUCCUGUAACUCUGAGCCCUGCUCCAUGCAGACGAAGGACUUCCGGGAGGAACAAUGCGCGGCUUUCGAUGGCAGGCACUUCAACAUUAACGGUCUACCUCCAAAUGUUCGCUGGGUGCCCAAAUACAGCGGAAUCCUGAUGAAGGACCGGUGCAAGCUGUUCUGUAGGGUGGCAGGCAGCACGGCCUACUACCAGCUCAGGGACAGGGUCAUUGACGGCACGCCGUGUGGACCCGAUACCAACGACAUCUGUGUCCAGGGCCUGUGCAGGCAAGCGGGCUGCGACCAUGUAUUAAACUCUAAAGCCAGGAGGGACAAGUGUGGCGUGUGCGGAGGUGACAACUCUUCCUGCAAAACUGUGGCAGGCACCUUUAACAUUGUCCAGUAUGGCUAUAAUGAAGUUGUGCGAAUACCAAGUGGUGCUACAAACGUAGAUGUGCGUCAACACAGCUACUCAGGGAAGCCGGAGGAUGACAACUACCUCGCCAUAUCAAACAGCCGCGCAGAGUUCCUGCUUAAUGGAGAGUUUGUGGUCAGCAUGUUCAAAAGGGAAAUCAAAGUAGGAAAUGCCGUCAUUGAGUACAGUGGCUCUGACCAUGUCAUUGAGAGGAUCAACUGUACUGAGCGCAUCGAGGAAGACAUCAUUGUCCAGGUGCUGUCUGUGGGGAACCUUUACAACCCAGAUGUCAGGUACUCCUUUAACAUCCCCAUAGAAGACAAACCUCAGCAGUUCUUCUGGGAUGCCUAUGGGCCCUGGCAGGAGUGCAGCCGACUGUGCCAAGGAGAGCGCAAGCGGAAGAUCCUCUGUAGCAGAGAGUCGGACAGGGCGGUGGUGUCAGACCAGAGGUGUCACGGUACAGCAAGACCUGCUGUCUUCACUGAGCCCUGUAACACUGAGUGUGAACUCAGGUGGCAUGUGGCUCGUAAGAGUGAGUGCACAUCUCAGUGCGGCCCCGGAUACCGUACCCUGGAAAUAUACUGUGCCAAAAUCAGCCGUGACGAUGGUAAAACCCAGAAGGUGGAUGACCGUUUCUGUAGCAGUCAGCAAAAACCUGAUGACAAGGAAGGUUGCCAUGGAGACUGUAACCCAGGCGGCUGGGAGUACUCGUCUUGGUCUGAGUGCUCCAAGAGCUGUGGUGGAGGCAACCGCCGCCGCGGGGCAGUGUGUCGGAAAGCUGCCGAGGCUGGAGGGGAUGAGAGCAAAUGCAGUCAAAGGGACAAGACGACCGUCCAACCCUGCAAUGAGUUCCUCUGUCCACAAUGGAAGACUGCGGACUGGUCUGAGUGCCUCGUGACGUGUGGCAAAGGCUAUAAGCACCGUCAGACCUGGUGUCAGUUUGGUGAGGACCGUUUAGAUGACCGAUUUUGUGGCUCACCUAAACUGGAGUCUGUGCAGACGUGCCAGCAACCGGAGUGUGCCUCGUGGCAGGUUGGACCCUGGGGACAGUGCACUACCUCGUGUGGGCCAGGCUACCAGAUGCGAGCGGUGAAGUGUGUAGUUGGCUCUUAUGGUGUUGUCAUGGACGACACUGAAUGUAAUGCUGCCACCCGACCCACUGACACCCAGGACUGUGAACUGGUCCAGUGUCCCAGCAGCCACCCUGUUCCCCCAGGAACUAAAGUCCCCUCCAACCAGGGCCACAAAACACAGUGGCGAUUUGGCUCCUGGACCCAGUGUAGUGCCAGCUGUGGCAAAGGGACACGUAUGCGCUAUGUGAGUUGCCGUGACAACCAGGGUGGUGUGGCAGAGGAGGCGGCGUGCGCCCACCUCCCAAAACCCCCUGCCAGAGAAGUGUGCUCGGUAGUGGCCUGCGGACAGUGGAAAGUGCUGGAAUGGACAGCGUGCUCGGUGACCUGUGGCCAGGGGAAGACCACACGGCAGGUCCAGUGUGUCAACUACAGUGAGCAGGAGAUGAAUUCUAAUGAGUGUGACCUAGACGAUCGUCCUCCUACAGAGCAGGACUGUGCUAUGUCUCAAUGCCCGUCCCGCUCCAGUGAGUCCCGACCUUUCCCGUCCUCUCCAAAUGGCAGCUCCAGGAACAACCUGCCCCGCAGCCAAUCCCACCAAUGGAGGACUGGACCCUGGGGAGCGUGCUCCAGCACAUGUGCAGGAGGUUUCCAGCGGCGUGUAGUCGUGUGCCAGGAUGAGAACGGUUACCCUGCCAACAGCUGUGAGGAUCGCAGCCAGCCCAAUGAGCAACGGUCCUGUGAGUCAGGACCCUGUCCACAGUGGAUCUACGGCAACUGGGGAGAGUGCGACAAGUCAUGUGGAGGUGGGAUAAAGACAAGACAGGUGGUUUGUCAGCGUCCAAACGGCGAGCGUUUCAACGAUCUGAGCUGCGAGAUCCAUGACAAGCCACCAGAUCGUGAGCAGUGCAAUACUCAGCCGUGCCCGUCUAGCCCCCACUGGAGCCCAGACCCAUGGAGCUCGUGCUCCUCCUCCUGUGGAAGAGGGUUCAAGUCCCGGAAGGUGGUCUGUGUGACCGGGUCAGGACGCCCCGUUUCAGAAGAGAGCUGCCAGCAUCUGUCCCCCAAACCCAGCAAGCAGAGGCGCUGCAAAGGUGGUCAAUGCUUCAAGUGGAAGACAGGCAACUGGGGAGAGUGUUCCGCAACGUGUGGGGACGGCGUCCAGCGGCGCGAGGUGUUCUGCCGGGGCGGAGACCGGCGCAGCCCGCACGAGAGCGGCUGCUCCCAGCGGUCCAGACCGGCGUCCAGCCAGAGCUGCCGGGGGGCAGAUUGCCCCUCCCGGUACCGGUGGAGAGAAGGAGAGUGGCAGACGUGCAGUAAGUCGUGUGGAGCAGGUCAUCGACAGCGAGCCUUGCAGUGUGUGGACCACAACCAGCAGGAGGUGCAUGAGAUGUACUGCGUGAACCAGAUCAGACCUCCAGACAUAGAGAGCUGCAGCACCCACGCCUGUGAACUGAUCUGGAUCACAGGGGAAUGGACUGAGUGCUCAGCCAGCUGUGGUCAGAGCUACCGCCAGCGUCUGGUCUCCUGCAGCGAGGUGCAUGCUGAGAAUGACAACUAUGAGUAUGGCCAUCAGUCUCUGUCCAACUGCCCCGGGACCCCCCCUGAGAGCUACAUGCCUUGUAAUCUGGAGCCAUGCCAGCCGCCACAGGAGUGGAGGGUUGGAAUCUGGGGACUGUGCUCAGUGAGCUGUGGUGACGGAGUGAUGGAGCGGACGCUGCAGUGUGUGUCAGCAGACGCUCAGGAAAGCAAUAGGUGUUCUCAGGAGGCCAUGCCAGAGGCCAGAAAAGCCUGCAGGAAUCCAAGCUGCCAUUUACCUUCUAGCUGUCAGGGCGUCCAGAGCACGAACGGCCCCCUCCCCGACAGCGAACACUUUCUCAAUAUUCAAGGAAAAGCACUCAAGGUCUACUGUGCAGGAAUGCAGACAGAGACUCCACAGGAGUACAUCACCUUGACAACUGGAGAAGGGGAGAAUUUUUCAGAGAUCUUUGGCUUCAGGCUCAAUGACCCCACCCAGUGUCCACCCAAUGACUCCAGGAGAGAGGAUUGUGACUGUCGGAGAGACUACACCGCCGCCGGCUUCACCACCUUCUCCAAAGUCCGCCUGGACCUCAGCAAGAUGAACCUCAUCACUACAGAUUGGCAGUUUGCUGUCACCCGGGAAGGCAAGAACAUUCCCUUUGCUACAGCUGGAGACUGCUACAGCGCAGCACGCUGUCCACAGGGGCGCUUCAGGAUCAACCUCUCAGGAACAGGUUUCAGGGUGGCAAAGGAAACCUCAUGGAUCUCCCAGGGCAACUAUGCAGUGACUGAUAUACGAAAAUCACAGGAUGGCAGCAGCGUGUCAGGAAUGUGUGGAGGCUACUGCGGUAAAUGUACACCGUCCUCUGGCUCCAGCCUGCCUGUAACAGUGGAGUAGAUCUACUGUAAUACCAUCAAACACAUGAGCAUCUGUUUCCUCCAUUUGGCCGUCCAUCUUCAGGUUCUUAUUGUGUCGAGACUUCCCUCCUCUUUGGUGCUACAGCCAUUCAGAGUCCAAACCCGCCCUGACCUCUUUUUCUCCAGUAUGUAUAGUGUAAAUGAACUUGGUGUAAGUACUGUACAUAGCAGGAUACAAAUGUCUUAUUUAUUGUACUCUCAAUUUAUUUUUGUACUGUAAUAUGAUUGAACCGUCCUUAGUAAAUACCACACAGUUGCCAUUUAUCAGUUUUUCGCCAGAAUGUGCCUUCCAAUUUGGAUAUUUGCCAAUUGGACUUUUUAGUACGAGUAGUUAUUUAAACCAGACUUCAUCUGGUACAGCCAUGUACUCCUUUUUUAAUUAGGUUCUGUAACGUUAUUGUUGUGAUGGUCACCAGACCUGUUCAUAUCCAUUGAGGUGUCUCCAGUGGGUCGUUUUUCACUACUUCAGGCCAGAUUGGUGUAUACUAUAACCAUAGUUAUGUUGUACACUGUGUGCAAUGGGGCAGUUCUUGUAGAGGAAUCGAGGAAGUUAAUUUUCAUAGUCUGAUGUUAACCGUAUGUUCAGCAAUCCUUCCAGGUGUAAAUUGUGGGCAACUGUUGCUAAAAUCGUCCAGCUACUUCCACUACUCUACUCUGUGGCAGCGUACAACAUUCAGUGUCUUGCUAACUGAGCACUCUUCUUAUCCCUGUACUCAGGUUUUGUUUCUGUAGUCUAGUAUAUUAAAAAGUGGGUAUAUGGUGGUCCGGCUGCCCCAUCUGUAUCUCUCCAGCUGUUAACUGCAGCUGGACGGAAAGAGAAAAGUGCAAUAAAUAAUAACACACUGCAGGAAAAGGCCAGGUGUUGCUGUCAUGAAAAACACACCUGCAUCCGGAAAAAACACGUAUUAAAACCGGAAUUUUAGUUUUAAUGAAUGCGGGGGGAAGAGUUCAAUUGAGUUAUUUUUUCUGCUUGGUGUUGCCAGUGCUAUAUUCACUUUUAUUCAGCGCUGUGUCUGACAUUUUUGUAGUUUCUUUUAGCGAUGUGGCGUGCUAUCCGUCUGGCAAACCAGAACCGUCCCAAACACAACUAAAUUAUAAGAUACAAGAAUAUACAAGAAAAUACAAGCAGAGGGUUUUUGGAGACGCAAACCACUUGGUUUUCUGAGGAAAAUUCUACUCAUUGUGCCUUUUUAAAUUGAGGAUGUAGGAUGGAACAGUUUUCUGCUCAUUAAUGGCAUAGUGUGUAUUCUAUUUUUCAGUAGGAUAGAAUGAAUGAACCUUCCUGCUAUCCAAACAUUAGCAUCAGUAUCAUUCUGAUUAUGUCUUGAUUCAGAUUCAUUCAGUUGUAAACUAUCACAGCUGCAACCUCUUGGCAGUGGGAGGACAGCAGGAGUCGUUGAAGGAUAUAAUAAUAACGUAUGUUUCUCGAAUGAAGUGUGUGUAUGUCGAGAAAGGGUUGGGAUUUACAGGCGAGAGCUAGGGAGUAAGAGAGAUGUUUACCAGUACACAAACACACUGUACGCACACAAACACAUUACUGGAUCAUAAGGAGAAGGUUGUAGGUUACAAGAUCUGUAGAGAUUCUGCUGCCAGACAUCAGAGAGAACCACAUUCCUCUGUGUUGGUGCAUAUCUCUCAGGUAUAGCGUGCAGUGACCGGGGAGAGCCAUUAGCCUUUAGCUUCCACAGAGCAGACAGGUUAUCUUAUCAGGAGAGUUUCCAGUAGAUACUCCAGAGGUAUAAUGCACUGGUCGGCCCUGGAGACACCUCAGAAACAGCUGAGCCCGCAGGCCCCGCAGCGAAACCUCUGUCCAGAUGCUGCCUGUAAACCAUUGCCUUCCAUACCUCACAUUCUUCCCUCCGUCUUUGUUUUUAAGAGUCUGUUUAAACUGUACAUACUGAUAUGCGACUGAGCAUUCUCACGUGUUGUUUAUCUGACAAUAUCAGGGUACUUUUUCUGUAUAUAAAUGUUUUUUCGUAUCUCUUUAACCAGGUUUAUGCAGUUUUGUGAGCUGAUUUUAUAAAUGUUAGCUGAACAAUUAAAGGACACAGAAAGAAUUUAGACAGUCGAGAAGAUACAAUGAACAUAAAUUAGUCGCUAAGUCUUUUUAUAUGGAAGCCCUGAGAGGCAAGUUACCUUAUCAUCACAUAUGGGUGAGGGUGGAUUAAGAACAUUUAGCAUGAUGACCUUUGAAGAACCUUUUUUUGUACCUGUUUAAGGUGCUAAAAAUCAUUUAGAUCAGGCUUAGAAAAUUGAUUAACAGAUUUCUCAGGGCUUCCUUACUUCACUGUCUAUGGUAGAUAUUUUAGACAUACUUGUGUACAACUGAUCAAGAAGCCAUAAUUGCUUUCACAAGCUUUUUUGGUGCUAUUUCAGUGCCUUACUGUACAUGUACGUGAAAAUGUGAACACUUCAGCAAAAGGGAAUUUCACGGUCUAAAUAUGCUUCUAUACAAGUCAGAAUUAUCUUUAAAGACACAGGGAUGUAAACAUGAUGUGUCUUACUGACAGUUGCAACGGAUAAAUGCACUUCUUAUGUGAAUGUCAGAAUUGAGUUCAGCAAAUACAGUUCUCAGGUGUCAAAAAUGAAGGGAUUAUUAUGAUAUUUAAGUGUAUUUUUAUUUUAUUUUACAAAUGUUCCAUGUAAUUGAACAUGUAUCGAAGUGUAACAAAGUAAAAAGUGUCAUAUAUGCUUAAUUUCAUAUGCAAAUAUUUAUUUUACUUUUUCUUUAUGUGAAUGUAAAUAUUUUGACCAUAAAUCAUCAUGAAUUACUUUUCAGUAUCACCUUAAAAUGAACCGUCUGGAAACACAUUUCCCGUUCUGUGAAUACAUUUAUUUAUGUGUAUGCCAUAUCUACAUAGAUUGUAUAAGCAGGGGUUGCUGCUGCCAUAUGAAAAGCAUGAUUUAUGUAUGAGGUCAGAUAAGCAAUGAUCGGAAGGAAAUAAAAU
This is a messenger RNA of Trematomus bernacchii (emerald rockcod), 9003 nucleotides long. RefSeq names its product ADAM metallopeptidase with thrombospondin type 1 motif, 9 (gene adamts9). Gene Ontology annotation, molecular function: zinc ion binding; metalloendopeptidase activity. Gene Ontology annotation, cellular component: extracellular matrix. Gene Ontology annotation, biological process: proteolysis; extracellular matrix organization. The record is from RefSeq and is a predicted model, not a curated record. The coding region runs from base 210 to 6035 and encodes 1941 amino acids. NCBI's taxonomy places the organism in Eukaryota, Metazoa, Chordata, Actinopteri, Perciformes, Nototheniidae. The transcript is spliced from 40 exons.